Messenger RNA from Brassica rapa (field mustard), 1308 nucleotides. RefSeq lists its product as uncharacterized. Gene Ontology annotation, molecular function: nucleic acid binding; RNA-DNA hybrid ribonuclease activity. NCBI's taxonomy places the organism in Eukaryota, Viridiplantae, Streptophyta, Magnoliopsida, Brassicales, Brassicaceae. The record is from RefSeq and is a predicted model, not a curated record.
AUGGAUAAGUGGUUGUUUGAUGAUGUUCCGAAGGCACCACUGAGGAAACCUGUCCUUUUCAAUCUGGACUUGCGUGUUUGUGAUCUGAUUUGCCCUCAAACUAAGACAUGGGACCUGGCAAAGUUACAAGAAAACUUCUUUGAUGCGGAUAUAAAACUGAUUUUGAAACAGAAACCGGCUAUGGGGGAGAAGGAUGCUUACGAGUGGGUGCAUAACAGAUGGGGAGCAUACACAGUGAAGUCGGGGUACUGGUUAGCCUGUUCUUUGGAUCAGUCGGAGGUUCGCAAGGAGGCAUUGGCAAGACCUUCUCUGAAUGAGCUCAGGAGUAAAGUGUGGAAGGUCAAUACAGCGCCAAAAAUUCGCAUUUUCUUGUGGAAAGCUUUAUCUAAUGCACUAUCAGUGACGGAUGAGUUGAUUGCUAGGGGGAUGAAGAUUGACUCAAGAUGUCAAAGAUGUGGUUUUUCGAGUGAAUCGAUUAAUCAUAUUUUAUUUUCUUGUCCGGUUGCGAGGCUACUAUGGGCACAAAUUGGGUUCCCUUUUCCUCCCAGAGGUUUUGAGAACCGAACUUUACUGGAGAAUUUUGCCUAUCUACUGGAAAUCAAAUCGAAUAAGGAGCUCCCUGAUGCUCUUACUCGUAUCUUCCCGUGGGUCCUCUGGAUGCUAUGGAAAAAUAAGAAUGCUUUUGAGUUUGAAGGUAAAGAGUACGCAGUUGAGGCUACAGUGGAGAAAAUUAAAGAUGAUGCAAGACAAUGGUUUCAGGUUCAUCUCCCCACGGUGAACAAUGAGGAGACUUGUCGCAGAAGGAAUAGUAAGGUGCAGUGGAAAGCUCCUAGUGCUGGUUUUUUAAAGUGCAACGUAGGUGUCGCCUGGACUAAAAGUACUAAACUAGCUGGGGCGGCUUGGUUUGCUCGAGAUAGCAGAGGGGUGGUUCAGUUGCAUAGCAGGAGAGCUUUUAGUGGAAUUGACUCAUUAGUAGAAGCUAAACAUCUUGCUCUUGUGUGGGCGAUUGAAAGCAUGGCUUUUCAUAAGAUAAAUAAGGUGUUUUUUGAAGUAGAAGCUCCUGAUUUGGUGGGUGCGAUUACGAGACCUCGGGCUUGGCCUGCCUUCAGGGGCUAUGGUGCGGAGAUUCUUGAGGUGUUACAGAGGAUAGGUGAGUGGGAGCUGCAGUCUAUUUCAAGAGAGGAAAAUAAAUGUGCUUUCUUGAUGGCGAGAAGUGUGACAAAGGAGCAACGCUUACAGUCUUAUGUGGCACAAGGAGAGCCGGAAUGGUUGAGACGGGUUCUUGAUGAAGACAGGGCAAGGAGGUGA